Molecule: messenger RNA, 948 nt
Organism: Naumovozyma castellii
Lineage: Eukaryota; Fungi; Ascomycota; Saccharomycetes; Saccharomycetales; Saccharomycetaceae
Product: opsin family protein
Exons: 1
Coding region: 1-948 (315 amino acids)
Source: RefSeq, a predicted model, not a curated record
AUGUCCGAAUUUAUCGACCUUGCUAAAAGAGCUGGGAACGAAGCUAUUAAGCUAAAUCCACCAACUGGUGUUGAUUUCCAUUUAACCGCCCGUGGUUCUGAUUGGUUAUGGACCGUCUUCUGUGUUAACACAUUUUUCUUCAUAAUAUUAAUCCUUUUGAUGUUUAGAAAACCUGUCAAUGAGAGAAUAGUAUACUAUACCGCAAUUGCCCCAACUGGGUUCAUGGCAAUUACUUAUUUCACAAUGGCUUCCAAUUUAGGUUGGACUAAAACUCAAGCCAAAUACAAUCAUGUCAAGACAAGCACUCAAACCGUUCACCCAGGUAUUAGACAAGUCUUUUACAGUAGAGAAGUUGGUUGGUUCUUAGCUUUCCCAUGGCCAAUUAUUCAAGCUUCUUUGCUAGGUAACACUCCAUGGUUACACAUUGCCUUCAACGUUGCUAUGACUGAAUUCUUCGUCGUCUGUUUCUUAAUUGCCGGUUUGGUCCACUCCACAUACAAAUGGGGUUACUACACUUUCGGUAUUGCCGCUAUUAUCGUCACUUCUAUCAGUAUCAUGACUACUACUAGAAACUUGGUUAGAAACAAGGGUAUCAAGGAUCUAUUCUUUGUGUUCAAUUGUUUCUACGGUCUAAUUAUGUUCUUCUGGUUAGUCUACCCAAUUGCCUUUGGUUUAAGUGAAGGUGGUAACGUUUUGCAACCAGAUUCUGAACAUAUUUUCUACGGUAUUCUAGAUUUCCUAACAUUAUUGGUCAUGCCAAUGUUAUUCCUUCCAAUUGUUUCUUACAUUGGUAUCGAUAACCUUGGUUUCAAUGUUAAGGCUGAACCAGAAGUUCAUGCUGAUGCCCAUGAAAUCCCACAUGCUCCAAGGGCUUCUCCUCCUGCAGGUAAGCCAGUGAAGGCUAAGAAGGCUAAGAAAUCAAAGAAGGCUAAGAAGAGUAAGAAAUAA